Messenger RNA from Cercopithifilaria johnstoni, 1155 nucleotides. The record is from the annotation of a GenBank genome assembly. Lineage: Eukaryota; Metazoa; Nematoda; Chromadorea; Rhabditida; Onchocercidae.
AUGGCACGACGUCCAUUUGUUUAUUGGGCACAGAACGAAAGAUUACUUUUCCUAACGAUUGAUUUGAAAGAUUCAUCGGAUGCCUGUUAUGCUAUAACAGGCAAAACAUUCGAGUUUCGUGCUACUGGAGUUGGUGCACACGGUCGAUGUGAAUAUUCUUUUCAAUUGCCGUUAUUUUCAGAAGUAGAGAUGGAAAAGGUUGGUCAGGAAGGUGGAAGCAAAUUGUUUUAUGUUUUAAAGAAGAAGGAUGCCAUGUGGUGGCCUACUGUGCUGGAAGAUGGUGGCCGGUAUUCUUGGCUUCGAAUCGAUUUUGACCGAUUCGAAGAUCCAGACGAAAGUGAAACAGAAGAUUAUGAAAUGAUAAAUAUGAAUGCUCGCACACCGGAAGCGGAGAUGGAUGCCAUAACACAGCGUAUUUUCAACGAAUGCCGCACUAAGUCAAAAACAGGGAAGGAAUUUAUCAGUGAAGUAAAACAAUUUGCCAAAAAAUGUAACCACUUGGUAACUCAGUAUCUUUUUGCAUACAACCUAUCAUUAUUUGUACUUCAUGCAUAUAUACUAUUUACUUUGCUCUUCAAAUUCUUCUCUAAUGGAAAUGAAUAUUACAACUCAUUUUGGCAAGAUAAUGCCAACAUGAUAAAAAUUGCAACAGCUCUACAGCUAAUUGACGUUGCACAUGCACUAAUCGGUUUCACAAAAGGUAGUUAUCGAGUCGGGCUUAUGCAGGUUUGUGGACGUUUAGCAUUCCUAUAUAUUAUUGAUGGCUGUCCAGAUGUACAAAAUUCAUUGACUACUUUUAUUUUGAUAAUUGCUUACUUUUCGAUAGAAAUUUUUCGAUAUCCAUACUAUGCAGUCAGCAGUUUGAAAAUUGAAAUUUCGUUACUUACGUGGUUACGGUACAGUGCGUGGAUGUUGCUUUAUCCAAUUGGCUUAUUUCUUGAAGGGGUAACCAUGUAUCGGUCUAUUCCUUAUUAUUAUCGAACUGAAAAAUACAGUGUUAAACUACCUAAUAUUGCAAAUAUUGGUUUCAAUUUCGGUUUUAUUCUUGGAAUCUUUUUCCUUUUCAUAUUCCCUUAUGUGGCAGCACAUUUAUUGGGGCAUAUGUGGUUACAGCGAUGCAAAAAAUAUAAAGGUCUGGUCAAAAAGCUGGCUUAA